Messenger RNA from Condylura cristata (star-nosed mole), 681 nucleotides. Its product is annotated as olfactory receptor 10AG1-like. Gene Ontology annotation, biological process: G protein-coupled receptor signaling pathway. Gene Ontology annotation, molecular function: olfactory receptor activity; G protein-coupled receptor activity. The transcript has a single exon. Gene Ontology annotation, cellular component: membrane. The annotation marks the transcript as partial. Lineage: Eukaryota; Metazoa; Chordata; Mammalia; Eulipotyphla; Talpidae. The record is from RefSeq and is a predicted model, not a curated record.
AUGGAAUGCAAAGGACAAAUUUCCCCUCAGGGGAACCAUACUACACUGGUGGAAUUCAUCCUGAUUGGGUUUUCUGAUGUUCCCAAACUUCAAGGAUUACUUUUUGGUAUAUUUCUUAUACUAUACAUUAUUAUUCUUAUGGGAAAUAGCCUCAUUAUCAUGAUAACUAAGGUUGAUCCUUCCCUCCAGACCCCCAUGUAUUUCUUCCUUCGGAAUUUUUCCCUUUUGGAAAUGUGUUAUGUGUCAGUCACUGUCCCCAGAUUAUUAACUGAUCUCUGUAAACAGUAUGGAAAUAUUUCCUUUCUGGCUUGUGCAGUUCAAAUGUAUAUCUUUCUGAUCCUGGGAGACACUGAGUGCUUCAUCCUCACUGCCAUGGCUUAUGACAGGUAUGUGGCCAUUUGCAACCCACUACUCUACCCUGUCAUCAUGAACAGUAGGCUGUGUAUACAGCUGGUACUUGUCUGCUGGACCACGGCAAUUCCAGUCCAUAUAGGAUUCACCUCUGUGGUCUUUACUUCUCCCUUCUGUGGAUGUAACCAGAUGAACCACUUUUUCUGUGAUGCACCUCCAGUUGUUCAGCUUGUUUGUGGGGACACUUUUAUGAUUGAGAUGUUGACUUAUGUGAUUGCUACCAUAGUUGUUGCUGUGCCUUUUUUGUUGAUACUUAUAUCUUAUGUGAAA